CACAAUGCACGAUGAUUUCAACACGUGCUUGUUUUUAAUAGCAAGUCACCAGGAAGUUAACAAUAUUACGAUCCUUUUUCACCGCCACCGAAAAACCCUAAACCUCCUCCACAACAUCGAUUGCCGGGAAUCACCGCUGGUCAGUAUGUGACCUAAUCUACUGCUUUGAUUAACUUACAUGGGUUAUAGACCAUUUUUCCUGAUAUUGGCUUCAGGUUUCAGAGGAGAUUUAGGUACAAGAGAUUGUGCGGGUUCAGUAUUUGUUUUCUAGUUUAGUAGAAUUUAUUUAUUUUCUUAGUGUGUGAGUGAAUGUGCCUCCUCCAAAUGGCCUGUAUAAUUGUUUGGUCAUACUGAAAGAAAAGAAAUAAAUAUCCACUAGAUAAUUACUGAGUCCUAUCGAAGGGUUUUCACAAGGUUUUAAGUAGCCAUGGGAGGUGUCUCUUCUUCAAGAACAAACCCUAAUGAUUCUAAUGAAUCCAACUUAUCGCCGAGCUCAUCAAUUCCUGGCAAUUCCCAGAAUCAUAAUUCAUCCACAACCUCAUCAAACCCUCCGCUGCCCUCUUCAGGUUUUUCAGUUGCCACUGAAACCCCUGAAGCAUCAGAUCAAUCAAAGAAACCCACUGAUGCCAAUGGAGAUGAAGGUCAAGAAGUGGAAGAGGAAGAGGAAGGAGAGUGCGGGUUUUGUGUGUACAUGAAGGGAGGUGGGUGCAAAGAUGCUUUCAUAGCAUGGGAGGAUUGCGUUAAAGAGGCAGAAGAUAGCAAUGAGGAUAUUGUGGAGAAGUGCCAUGAGGUUACUCGGUUCUUGACAAAAUGUAUGGAAGCUCAUGCCGAUUAUUACGAGCCAAUUUUACAGGCAGAGAAGGCUGUCAAAGAAGAAGCUGUGAAUGAGUUGAAGGAAAAGGCAGCGAAAGAAUCAGAAUCAAAUGUGGCUGAAAAGGAAGCGGUGAUAGUUGUGGAUUGAUGGAUUGAGAAGCAAUGAAGGGCUCUGGUGACCAUAAAUAAACAACUGAUUAGGUGAUUGUUGAUUUUUUCCAUUUCUGCCAGAAAGGAGAUGCUUGCAUUGAUGUGCUUCUUUUGGUGCCAAUUUUUUUAAGAAAAAGAAGGCAAUAAAGAAUUGUGGAAAUUAAGAUUUAGUUUUGAUGUGAGCAAAUUGAAAAUGUUAAAAGAUAGUUAGUGUCACGGAUUUUACUUCCAUUAGCAUUAUAUAUUUCUAUUUUCUUGCCUUUUGGGUCA
Populus euphratica (Euphrates poplar) is the source of this 1233-nucleotide messenger RNA. RefSeq lists its product as uncharacterized. Bases 428 to 961 code for a protein of 177 amino acids. The transcript has 2 exons. The record is from RefSeq and is a predicted model, not a curated record. NCBI's taxonomy places the organism in Eukaryota, Viridiplantae, Streptophyta, Magnoliopsida, Malpighiales, Salicaceae.